CGGAAGCGGUGUGGCUACGUGGGAGCUGGGAUUCCAUCCCCGCUGGGCUGCCGCCCCUUCUGGGCUGCCGCAAUGGAACUCAGCGCCGAGUACCUCCGGGAGAAGCUGCAGCGGGACCUUGAGGCAGAGCACGUGGAAGUCGAGGACACGACUCCCAACCGUUGCGCGUCCAGCUUCCGAGUCCUGGUGGUGUCGGCCAAGUUCGAGGGGAAGCCGCUGCUUCAAAGACACCGGCUGGUGAACACGUGCCUAGCAGAAGAGCUUCUGCACAUCCAUGCCUUUGAGCAGAAAACUCUGACCCCAGAGCAGUGGACCCGUGAGCAGCAGAAAUAAAGAGACCUAGGCCUGCACAGCCACUAAAUUAUGAAUCAGGGCCAGCUUCUGUGUCAGCGUGUUGUGGGGGGGAGGGUGGGAAGGGUGCUGAGCUUUAAUCUAGAGCCUGGUUUCUCCCUGCCCCACCCCACCCCCACUCUCCAUUGUCUUACUUUGGACAAGUCUUUCACACAUCCACAAGGCCUUAAGUAUUGAAUCAGAUAAAAAAACAAAACAAAA
Messenger RNA from Acinonyx jubatus (cheetah), 552 nucleotides. It is a transcript of the gene BOLA2B, whose product is annotated as bolA family member 2B. Gene Ontology annotation, cellular component: nucleus; cytosol. The record is from RefSeq and is a predicted model, not a curated record. Lineage: Eukaryota; Metazoa; Chordata; Mammalia; Carnivora; Felidae. Gene Ontology annotation, biological process: intracellular iron ion homeostasis. Bases 73 to 333 code for a protein of 86 amino acids. The transcript has 3 exons. Gene Ontology annotation, molecular function: 2 iron, 2 sulfur cluster binding.